AGCAGUGAUCAGUGCUGCAAUUGAGCCGAACUAUCAGCGAUGCCAAAUGUCCCGGUCAUCGCUUAAUCUGUUAAUAAUUACCGUCCAAAAAUCGCAGUCCAAAGAUACGGUUUUUUCGGUGGUAUAAAUAGGAGUUUCCAAAUUUCUUUCGCAAAACAAAAUUGUGUUGUUCAUUUCGUCGCGAAUCAAAAAUUAAAAAUGUUGUCGAAAAUUGUCUUCCUUGUGAUUAUUUGUGUGGCUCUUGACGUGGCCUUGGCCUGUAAUGGUUACAAGGCUAAGAUCGUCAAAAUGGAGAACUGUGCUGGUGACGAUGGCAUCAUAACCGUCGAAGAGGGCUUCGGUAUCAAGCUGAACAAGAAGUGCGAGAUGGUGCCAACGGGUUGUUUCAACAACAAGGCCUUUAGCACAGCGGUGGCCAAGUACAAGGUCCACAAGGAUGGCAUUGUGAUGAAGGAGGGCAAAAUGGAUCUUUGCGCUGCCGUAGAUCAGGCAUCCGCGGAGGCCAAGGACAUACUGAAAUUAUUUGGAGCUCCAUCCAAGUGCCCAGUGGCCGAGGAGAAGAUUUGCUCCAACGACCAUAAGGUUGACAUGUCCAAGUACAAAUCAAUGCUCGGAAUGGCGCGUGGACAUCUUAUGAUUGAGAGCGAAAUUAAGCAUGACACUGGUAAAUCGUGCUUCAAUGUGGAAAUCGAAAUAACCAAGAACUAAAUUCGAAGCUGAUGUAAUUUAUGUUCUUAUGAGUCUUGCAAAUUAGCUGUAUGUUUUCGUUGUAAUAAAUUGGUGGUAUUGGAGCGCACAUAACUGAUCAA
Drosophila albomicans is the source of this 809-nucleotide messenger RNA. RefSeq lists its product as uncharacterized. The record is from RefSeq and is a predicted model, not a curated record. The coding region runs from base 199 to 708 and encodes 169 amino acids. NCBI's taxonomy places the organism in Eukaryota, Metazoa, Arthropoda, Insecta, Diptera, Drosophilidae. The transcript is spliced from 3 exons.